This is a messenger RNA of Penicillium daleae, 1593 nucleotides long. RefSeq names its product cytochrome P450. Lineage: Eukaryota; Fungi; Ascomycota; Eurotiomycetes; Eurotiales; Aspergillaceae. The coding region runs from base 1 to 1593 and encodes 530 amino acids. The record is from RefSeq and is a predicted model, not a curated record. The transcript has 2 exons. Gene Ontology annotation, molecular function: iron ion binding; heme binding; monooxygenase activity.
AUGUUGUCCCUUCUCGCCGUGGCCCCGUAUGCGGCGGGGCUGGUCUUCAUCUCUUUCGUCUACUUUUUGGCAUACCCAUACUAUGAAUAUCUCCGUGAUUCUAAAGGCCUUCGCAAAUACCCUAAUCUCUCUCCAUUCUCGGGGAUCUCGGCCCUCCCUUUCAUGUUCAUGGCCUCCCGAGGGUUCCGAUCUAUGGAACUCACCCAAUUGCACAAGAAACACCCGGUGAUUCGCACAGGGCCUAAUAUGCUUUCAUAUGGUGAUGUGCGAGCCAUCAAGGACAUAUAUGGUCACAACACCAAGUGUACUAAAGAUGCAUCCUACGCCGUCACGGCGGGAACGCACUUCAAUCUAGCGGACGUCGUCGAUAAGCCCGACCAUGCCAGAAAGCGCAAGGUUCUCUCCUCGGCCUACGCACUGAAGAACUUGGAGAGCUGGGAGUACAAGGUCACCGACAAGGUCCAGCGCAUGUUUAAGCAUUUCGAUGAAGUCUGCACUCUUGCCCCCAAGGAGGACGUCGCCUCGGAUAAAGUGGCACCCGAUCCCAAGGACCUGACUCUGGACCUCCGUGCCUGGACCAAUUUCUUCACUCUAGACGCCAUUGCUGAUAUUGGACUUUCCGAGAAACUGGGCUUCCUGGAUAACGGGAAUGACAUGGUCGUGGCUCAGCGGAGGGACGGCACCACUUACACGACCAGUCUCCGUGAAGCUCUGUACCCCACGGCCCGCAAGCAAUCUCUCAUCCUGUGGAACUAUGAAUGGUACCCCGUGCUCGACAAGCUGGUCAACGUGAUUCCCUUCUUCGGCCGCAUGGCCACAUCGGCAACCAACUGGGACAACAUCAUGUGGCGCCGAGGCAGCGAGCGACUCCAGCGAUACGAGGCCGGUGAGAAACUGGAUGACUUCUUCCAGGCGCUGAUGGAAGACAAGAAUGGCAACCCGAACAACCUAGAAUGGGGCGAGGUGAUUGCCGAGUGUAACAUCAUGAUGAACGCCGGCAGCGUGACGACAGCCAUCGCCAUAACGAAUGUCAUGUACCAACUUCUCCGCAACCCACGAUGCCUGUCCAAACUGCGCGAGGAAGUCGACGCCGUCCUCGACGAAGAGGACGUCGUGGCGGACUACGACAAGGUCAAGCAUCUCCCCUAUCUCCGCGCCUGUCUCGACGAGUCUCUUCGUAUCUUCCCGCCCACCUCUCACGGUCUCCCUCGUGAAACGCCCCCCGAAGGCACGAACAUUCUGGGUGAGUGGGUCGCCGGUAACACCUCUGUCAGCAUGUCGGCACUAGUCGCACACCGUGACGAAGGUGUCUUCCCCAAUGCCGACCAGUACAUUCCCGAACGGUGGCUCGGGGAAGAAGGCAAGGCGCUGCAGCCCUAUCUGAUUGCCUUUUCGGCCGGUGCCCGGUCCUGCAUUGGUCGUAAUAUUUCCUACCUAGAGCAGACCAAAGCGAUUGCGUCUAUGGUGCAUCGAUAUGACUUUGCGUUGGCGCAUCCGGGCUGGGAGUUGAAGCGGUUGGAAACGAUGAAUUUGAUUCUGAGGGAGAUGCCGGUGAAAAUUUGGCGGCGGAAUUUGGGAGUGACUGAGGCAUAG